GUGUAUCGUAGCUAAUUAUUGGCACAUUGCGUAUUGGACUAUAAUAAUAAUAUUAUUUUUAUUAUAGUCAAUCUAUUGUAAUUAUUGCGAUGAUUUGAAUAGUUAGCAUACCUUAGGUUGAUUCACUUCUUCCAGUUGCCGUAUUCCAUACUAUUAACAAAAAUGCAGAACCAUAUAUAGCAGUUGCUCUUUUUGGUGUAUGUAAUAUCCUGUAAAGCAAAAAACGAUAUUUAUUUGCUUUAAAGCGUCGUAUAUAGGAGAAGGAUGCAAACUUGUGAGAAUAGUGCUACUGAUUAUGUGUAGAUAAGGGUCGAUCUUCCUUUAUUUUACGCAUAUUAGAUUCUCUAAAAGCACAGUGAGAAGUGUUCUGUUGAAUUGUUGAUUUCUAUAACCAGCUAUUUCUUUGUUCUUGUGACUUGACUUUGAUGUUGGAUUCGGUUAACUUCAUAGAUUGGCAAACAUCCUUUCAAGGACAAUAUUUGUUUAUCUAGGCAUUUGUAUGUUAUACUGGGCGUAGAUGCACUGAGUAGACAUCUACCUAUUUUGAUAUGCAAGCAUGUUUACAACCACAGCAUUAUAAAAAUGUCAACGUUGAGAUCCAACGUAUCGGAUAAGCCUAGCGAGAAUGAGCUGCAUCGUAAGGAAGGAUCUCUUCUUUCCUGUUUAGUGGAAGAUUUGAUGAAAGAGAUGGGUAUUACAAAUCAUGACAGUCGCACUACUCAUCUCCUUGUCGAUAUUCUACAAAGGGAAUCAUUGGGUCUUAUGAAAGACGCCCAUGAGCAGACGGAGAAACGUAUAUCACAGGAACGUGACUGCUUACUACCUAAUUCCAAGGUUGGCAUGAGCUUAUCUGACAUUGUGGUUCGUGUGAGUGAGGAGGAUGCUCAAAUCGCUUGUCAACAGUAUAUAUCGCGUAAUGUUGCCAAAUCGUCGUUUUUACAGGAUAUCAAGGAUAUGCAGCGUUACGCUAACAACACUCGACUUGGUGUGAAAUCUAUAAAUCUACCGCCAUCUAAGCACGGUCGUGGUUUCUUUGCCGGAAUGAGGAGUAUCACAUCCGGUGCUGCAGGAUACUUUCCUACUGGUGCCCCUCCUCAUCUACCGGACAAUAUAUUGCUCAACACAUUGCUUCCUUCAUGGGAUAUAAAUGUGAAAAAUGACGAUGAAUCAUCGAGUAAAUAAGCGAUCUGUGGAGUGCCAUAUCGCCUGUUAUUGGUUAACAAAACCAGCUAAUCAUUUAUCUUGUUUACAUGAUGAUUUGCAGUGUCACGAAAUGUUGAUUAAAUAUUGAAACGCU
Molecule: messenger RNA, 1297 nt
Organism: Babesia bovis T2Bo
Lineage: Eukaryota; Apicomplexa; Aconoidasida; Piroplasmida; Babesiidae
Exons: 5
Coding region: 583-1182 (199 amino acids)
Source: RefSeq, a predicted model, not a curated record